Epithele typhae is the source of this 1122-nucleotide messenger RNA. RefSeq lists its product as uncharacterized. Lineage: Eukaryota; Fungi; Basidiomycota; Agaricomycetes; Polyporales; Epitheliaceae. Bases 1 to 1122 code for a protein of 373 amino acids. The record is from RefSeq and is a predicted model, not a curated record. The transcript has 6 exons.
AUGGCUGCGAUCUACACUGUCUACACGUCUCCCAAUCACCCGCCCAUCCCUAACCAUCUCCCGACGCUCAUAGUUACCCCGCAUGGCCAGCCCACAAACAUCCUCUACUCGUACCUCCACACAAACUACAAUGCAGAGAACUAUCUUCUGACGCCUUCGCCCCAAGGCGACCUCUGUGUUGCCAAGCUCUUCCCUCCACGGCCAAACGCUGGCAAUGGAAAAGCAACUGCAUCCGACCCUGGUCACGCGUCCUCUUCGUCCUCCAAGAUCGUCCGCUGCGAGGCGUCGCGCAACCUGAAAUGGACAAUCGCUAACACCGGUGUACUCUCUCCCAUCUACAAGCUCGCGCUGCCCUCUCCCGACUCUGGAGAUCUUCCACUCUUCCAAAUAUCCAAGCCGAAUCCCAAUGCGCAGUUUUGGAGUAUGUUCUAUUUUGCCUACGCCGGGCACAACAUUCCGCCCAAGCGAAUCGAAUUUGGCAAAAUCCAAAAGAACCCUCCUGGACCGAACGGAGGUGGAACUCGGAUCAGUAUCACCGGAAAGACUGCCGAAGAGAAGGCAGUGUGGCAAACAUUGGGGGAGGGCAAUGAGGACUGUGUAGAGUGGGUUGUCUUGUGUGCAGCACUGAACUUGCUUGACGACGAAAUCAUCAAAGCAGCGGAAAAGAACCCGCCCCCUCCCGGUGGUGCUCCCGUGCCCGGUCCCGGCGGUCGUCCUGCUCCAGUUGCCCUCCGUGAUCCCGGUGUUGGGGGCCUGCCUCCUGGUCCUCAGCGCGCCAACACUGGUCCUAUGCCUCCUCCCCAGAUGCGCGGACCGCCUCCUCCCCACACGGGCGGCCCUCCUAAUGGCCCUCCAGGGCCGGGUGGUCCCCACAUGGGUGGUCCUCCUCCAGGCCCUAUGGGUGGCCCCAUGGGCGGUGGACCGCGUGGACCGCCCGGAUCAGGUCCGAUGGGUAUGCCCCCCACGGACGGGGAGGCCCUCCGCCAGGUCCCGGUUUUGGCGGUGUACCCCCAGGCGGUUUCGUGGCACCGCCGGCAGGUCGUGGAUUCCCUCCUGGCCCCGGUGGUCCUCCAGGACCAGGCAUGGGUCGUGGCAGGUUCACCGCCGCCCGGCCGGUUCUAG